Messenger RNA from Penicillium verhagenii, 1266 nucleotides. RefSeq names its product MDR family MFS transporter. Bases 1 to 1266 code for a protein of 421 amino acids. The transcript has 5 exons. Gene Ontology annotation, molecular function: transmembrane transporter activity. The record is from RefSeq and is a predicted model, not a curated record. Gene Ontology annotation, biological process: transmembrane transport. Lineage: Eukaryota; Fungi; Ascomycota; Eurotiomycetes; Eurotiales; Aspergillaceae.
AUGGACGGGCGUUCAUCUCCGGUUCUAUCUCGGCCCACUGCGAAUACCAGCACUACAUGUACCACUCUAGAACCGCAUACCCCCGGCAAUAAAGCCGAUUGUGAUGAUAAGUCCAGCAACGCCGAGACAAAGCAACUUGAACGUGACAAUCCGGUCACUGAGAAAAACAAAUUGCAAGAUCAGACAAACCUAUUACCGGUGAAGCAACUCUUGAUCGUUUUUGUGGGCUUAAGUUGCGCGCUUUUCUAUGGUCUUUCAACCGAAAUUCAAAUUGCUAAUUUAACAUCACAUAGUGUAUCUACCGCUCUUCCUACACUGGGACGCGUUUUCAAUGAUGCAUCCGUUGAAUCAUGGGUUGGAACCUCAUAUCUUCUAACCUCCACGGCCUGUCAGCCGCUGUACGGCCGUCUGUCGGAUAUCUUUGGUCGAAAGAUCAUUCUUCUUACCAGUAUGGGAUUCUUCCUCAUUGGCUCUAUCCUAUCCGCAGUGUCCCAGAGUAUGAUCAUGCUCAUUGUGUUCCUAUUAUUGUGGUCUAAUUUGAAGAUGGCAGGCGCAAUCUCGGGGAUUGGUGGUGGUGGCAUCCUGACUUCCGUCAUGAUUACGGUUUCCGAUGUUGUUUCUCUGGAGAAACGAGGUACUUAUCAAGGUAUCAUCGGCGUGGUCGUUGCUUUGUCAAACUCAAUUGGCCCUCUCAUCGGUGGUCUGUUCACCGAGAAGGUAUCAUGGCGAUGGUGUUUUUACAUCAACAUCCCUUUGACCGGCAUCUCUAUUCUCGUUGUGUUGCUAGUUCUUCCUCUAAAGAGAGUUAAAGGAGACAUGAAGGCCCGUUUCAAGCAAAUUGAUUAUUUGGGAUGCCUCCCCCAAUACUUCCAAGUUGUCUACUCAGCCUCUCCAAUCAAAUCCGGCGUGCUCCUCCUCCCUCUCGUUGUGACCCAAUGCGUCGUCUCAUUUACCUCCGGCUUUCUUGUUUCCAAGACCGGUAACUACACUAUCAAUAUCUGGGUAGGCUUUGCCAUUUGGGCAAUCGCAUGUGGUCUACUAUCCACCAUCUCACCGACAACUUCUAUCGGGCAGCUGGUUGGUUAUCAGAUACUGAGCGGAAUUGGAUCAGGUCAAACCCUUCAGACGAAUCUAGUCGCUAUCCAGGCCAACGUUCAACGGAAAGAGAUGGCUGUCGCUACUGCUACCAGGAAUUUCCUACGUCUUUUGGGGGGAACAGUGGCUUUAUCUGCCUGUGGUGCCAUUUUGAAUAACACUGUCCGGUAA